CCCACUCAGGAGGCCAGGGCGAGAGGGACUGCCCGCUCCACCAAUGGGGAGGAAGGACGCAUCGGGUGGCGCCAGGGAUUGGCAAAUAGGCGAUGGGGGGCGGUGUCUAAAAAAAAGUACCUCCCCCCCUCCAUCAAAGCCUAGACCGGAAAUAUGGGGAGAGGGGGAGGAGGAGAGGGAGGAGCCCGCCGAGGAGGGCGUGGCUCGGGAAUGUUGGCAGGAGAAAGAGGGUGGUCUGGGGGGAAGGGAAGAAGACAGAGAUAGGAGAAUGCAUCCUCAGUUAACACACCUCGUUGGUGUCAACCCCAUCCACAGCCUUUUUCCUCGGCGUGAAGGCGGAGAAGCCUCUAGACCAGAAUCUCACCAUGUCUAUUGUCAAGAUCCAUGCCAGGGAGAUCUUCGACUCUCGUGGAAACCCCACUGUUGAGGUUGAUCUCCACACUCAUAAAGGUGCAUGCCCCCUUUGCCUUCCUGAUCCCCAGGCCCUCUUCCAGGUCUCUUCCGAGCUGCUGUGCCCAGUGGUGCUUCUACUGGUGUCUAUGAAGCCUUAGAACUCCGAGACAAUGAUAGCAGCUACUUCCUGGGGAAAGGUGUCUCAAAGGCUGUUGAGCAUAUCAACAAUAUUAUUGGCCCAGCCCUGAUUGACAAGAAAGUUAAUGUCAUGGAUCAGGAGAAAAUCGACCAACUGAUGAUGGAAAUGGAUGGCACUAUGAAUAAAAGUAAUUUUGGUGCAAAUGCCAUCCUGGGAAUAUCUCUGGCUAUUUGUAAGGCUGGAGCUGCAGAGAGAGGCGUGCCCUUGUACCGCCACAUUGCUGACCUUGCUUGUAAAGAAGAGAUCAUUCUUCCUGUGCCAGCCUUCAAUGUGAUCAAUGGGGGCUCCCAUGCUGGUAACAAGCUGGCCAUGCAGGAGUUCAUGAUCCUCCCGAUAGGAGCCGAGAACUUCAAGGAGGCCAUGCGCAUUGGGUCUGAGGUCUACCACAACCUGAAGAGCGUGAUUAAGGAGACAUACGGUCAGGACGCCAUCAACGUGGGGGAUGAAGGUGGCUUUGCUCCUGACUUCCUGGAUAGUAAAGAAGCUCUUGAUCUGCUGAAGCACGCAAUUGCUAAGGCCGGCUACACGAACGAAGUCGUCAUCGGCAUAGACGUCGCUGCCUCAGAGUUUUACAAGGAUGGGAAGUAUGACCUGGACUUCAAGUCUCCUGAUGACCCCAGCAGAUACAUCACUGCCGAGGAGCUAGGGGACCUGUACAAGUCUUUUAUCAAGGAUUACCCAGUGGUGUCUAUUGAAGAUCCUUUUGACCAAGACGAUUGGGAAUCAUGGAAGAAUUUCACUUCUUCAGUAGACGUCCAGGUGGUAGGGGACGAUCUCACGGUGACCAACCCUAUGCGCAUCAAGAGGGGGAUCAGAGAGAAAGCCUGCAACUGCCUCCUACUCAAAGUGAACCAGAUCGGCACCAUCACAGAAUCUAUUCAGGCGUGCAGGAUGGCCCAGAACAGUGGCUGGGGUGUGAUGGUUUCCCAUCGUUCUGGAGAGACUGAAGAUACCUUCAUUGCAGACCUGGUGGUGGGUCUCUGCGCUGGGCAGAUCAAGUCUGGUGCCCCUUGCCGAUCUGAGCGUCUGGCCAAGUAUAACCAGCUUCUCAGAAUUGAAGAACAGCUGGGCAGUCGGGCUAGAUUUGCCGGUAGGAACUUCAGAAAACCUGGUAUAAUUUGCCAGACGGAUAGAUCUCCCGCAGUCACCACCCUGGCAGUUUUUAUGUGCCAUGUCAGAAGCAAUCGGUAACCCACAGGAAAGGCAUGGCUGUAUCUCUGGAGGGACAGGGUCCUACUGGCCUAAUAAAGCAUC
Molecule: messenger RNA, 1846 nt
Organism: Dromiciops gliroides (monito del monte)
Lineage: Eukaryota; Metazoa; Chordata; Mammalia; Microbiotheria; Microbiotheriidae
Product: alpha-enolase-like
Exons: 12
Coding region: 662-1783 (373 amino acids)
Biological process (GO): glycolytic process
Cellular component (GO): phosphopyruvate hydratase complex
Molecular function (GO): phosphopyruvate hydratase activity; magnesium ion binding
Source: RefSeq, a predicted model, not a curated record